UACCUUUCAUCACAGAACACCAUACUCCCACUUCCCCUGUACGGAAAUCGAGACCGCUCAAUGUCGCCAUCCGGGACGGAAAUUGUCAUCGCGCUGAACCCUAUGGAACACAUGCCCAUCCACCUCGGAAUCCCUUGCCAAGAAGUCCUCCCUCCAGCAGAAGGCCAGAUCACUCGCUAAGAGAGAAACCCCCCCCCCCUUUCGGUCAGGUUUUCUUUUCACAAAAUGGAAGACAAAACAAAGAUGCACGUAUUCAUACGCGCAGCCUCCCCAUGGCUCGACUCGCACCUGAAGGCGUUGAUCCAGCGACACGUGCCUUCGUCCAUCUUCUACGACGACUUCUCCGACUUCCCCCUGGACGCCUCCGUCGUCUUCCACUUCUGCGACGGGUGGGAGCUCAACCGGAACUUCGCCGUCGUCAGCGCCGCCGACAGGGCGCUUAUCAACGCGUACCCCAACAGCGACGCGCUGGCGCGGAAGAACUACCUCGCGCGCGUGGUCGAGCACUGGACGGCGAAGAACCCGCAGAGCAUCCUGAAGACGCACGCCCCGCCCACCGUGCGCCUGUCGCUCGACUACGCCGAGUAUGUCGACGAUGCGCUGACGGCGGCGGACGACCUCUCCCUGCUCUGCUCGCUCGAGGAGAACGAGAGUAGGCCUGCCGAAGAGCGCGAGUGGUGGAUUCUCAAGCCUGCGUUGGUGGAUUGCGGCGCCGGCAUCCGACUAUUCAGCACCAUGGAGGAGCUGGCGAGCCAUCUUGAGCUCGCCGAAGAUGAAGUCGAAGACGAGGACGAAGAGUCGGAGGAGGAGCCGGCGGCCGAACGCGACGUAGUUGCUAGGCUGACGACAGCCGACAAGAUGCCAGUAGAUGGGAGCGAAUUCUCGCCCACUCUAGCGACCCCCGGUCUUGACUCCCUAGACGGUCUUUUCACCGCAAUAGGAGGCAAUAAGGCCAACCACAACCCCCCCCCUCCUCCUCCUCCUCCUUCCGCCGCCGUUACCCGCGCGCCCAAAAAACAACCCUACGUCUUCAAAGAAGGCGGGCGGAUCCCCUCGUCCGAGAUGCGCGAGUUCGUCGCGCAGCGGUACAUCACCUCCAUCACGCCGCUCGAGAACCGGAAGUGGCACAUCCGCGCGUACGUGCUGUCGAUCGGGCGGCUGAAGGUGCACGUCUUCCGGGAGAUGCUGGCGCUGCUCGCGCUGGAGGACUACGCGCCCCCCUGGCGGAACCCGAGCCUCGGGUCCUCGCUGACCAACACCGCGCUGCAGGACGAGGAGGACUUCGUGCGGCGGGGGUCGAUGCGGGACUUCUGGGCGACGCCCGAUGACCUGCUGCCGGGCAAGCGCUGGAAAGAGCACGUGUUCGACCAGAUCUGCGAGGUCUCCGCCGAGCUGUUCCGCGGCGCCGUGCACACGAUGGCGGACCGCUUCACGACGCUAGACAAGUGCUUCGAGCUGUUCGGCGUCGACUUCCUGGUCGGCGCGGACGGGACGGCGUGGCUCCUGGAGGUCAACGAGACCCCGGCGUUCUACGAGCAGGGCGUCGCGGGCCCGAUAGCGCUGCGUCUGAUGGAGUCGGUCAUACUCAUUGCGAUGGAGCACAUGGGCAUGGUCGAGCCGGGCGACGAGCGGAAUGGGGAGGCUAGGAAGAGGAUGGUGGAGGUGUUGGACGAGACUAAUAGGCUGGCGAAGAGUAACAUCACGGAAAUUACAGCGGGAGAUUAA
Molecule: messenger RNA, 1725 nt
Organism: Hypoxylon fragiforme
Lineage: Eukaryota; Fungi; Ascomycota; Sordariomycetes; Xylariales; Hypoxylaceae
Product: TTL domain-containing protein
Exons: 1
Coding region: 226-1725 (499 amino acids)
Biological process (GO): protein modification process
Cellular component (GO): P-body
Source: RefSeq, a predicted model, not a curated record